Messenger RNA from Dovyalis caffra, 750 nucleotides. The record is from the annotation of a GenBank genome assembly. NCBI's taxonomy places the organism in Eukaryota, Viridiplantae, Streptophyta, Magnoliopsida, Malpighiales, Salicaceae.
AUGCACUCACUUCUCUUCAAAUCUCUCCCCUUCUUACACCCAAAACCCCGCUGUUUUCCCAUUUCACACCUCACCACCACCGCCAUGUCCGUCAAUACCAAAACUCGCUUAAGAGGUGUCGUGUUCGACAUGGACGGAACCCUAACUGUCCCCGUCAUUGAUUUCGCUGCAAUGUACAAGGCCGUGCUUGGAGAAACCGAGUAUCGCAGAAUCAGACAAGAAAAUCCAUCAGGCAUCGACAUUUUGCAUCACAUUGAGAGUUGGAGCCCUGAUAAGCAGCGAAACGCUUAUGAGGUUAUCCUUGAUUUCGAGCGCCAAGGCCUCGAACGACUAAAAAUCAUGCCUGGUGCAGGUGAGCUUUGUGGGUUUCUUGAUUCCAAGAAAAUUAGAAGGGGAUUGAUCACGCGAAAUGUCAAGGAAGCAGUUGAUCUUUAUCAUCAACGCUUUGGGAUUAUGUUUUCUCCAGCAUUAAGCAGGGAGUUUCGUCCUUAUAAGCCAGAUCCUGCUCCUCUUCUGCAUAUCUGUUCAACUUGGGAUGUCCAGCCCAGUGAGGUCAUGAUGGUUGGUGACAGCCUGAAAGAUGAUGUGGCCUGUGGAAAGCGAGCUGGAGCCAUCACUUGCUUGCUUGAUGAAAAAGGUAGAUAUGGUUCUUCUGAUUUUACUAAGUUGGAUCUAGAACCAGACUUCAAGGUCUCCUCCCUAGCUGAAGUUCAUUCACUGUUGGAGACAUAUUUUGAUUUGAUGCCUUGA